CUAGGUUGUUGGGGUUGGAGAGACGACUCAAGCUGUUAAGAGCACUGACUGCUCUUAUAGAGGACUUGGGAUUCAAGUCCCAGCACCCACAUUAACAGCUCGAAACCAUCUGCAAUUGCCCCAGGGGAACUGAUGCAUUCUUCUGGCCUCUGUGGGCAUUAAGCACUCAUGCGGUGCACAUAUGUACAUGCAGGCAAAACACCCAUACAUAUAAAAUAAAAAUAAAUAAAAUUUCAAAAUAAAACCAAGAACUCUAAAAAAACUCCAACUAGGUUGUUUGUUGCUACAGUUUAGAGUCUAAAUGCUCCCCAAAGCCACAGCUUGGGACAACACUGGGGGUAAGGGAACCUGGAGGAGGUGGAGUCUGGUGGGAGGAAGUUAGGUCCCUGGGAACAUGGCCUCAAAGGGAAUCAUGGGACCCCAGACUCUCUUUGCUUCUCAUCUGUGUCCGGUGAGCACCCUCCUCCAUGGUGCAGUUCAGCCUUGAUGCUCAGUCUCACUGAUGCACAGCCUCAAUGGUGCAGGGACACCGGUCGUGGACCGAAUUUUCCUUUUUAAAAGCUGAUUGUCUCAGGUAUUUUGUUACCAUGACAGAAAACUGAAUAACAUGUUUGUCUUCUCAUUAAACUGUAUGAAUUGAAAACAUGUUUUGGUUAUGUGACUUACAUACUGUGAGGGUUUUUCCCUCCCGUGUGGCUUGCCUCUCAUUUCCUCAGCAACACUCUGAAGUGCAGACGUCCUCUGUCUUCACAAGCCCAGUUUCACUCGUUUCCCUCACUGCUUGUGUGAUUACUAUCAACUCAAAGACACCCUUACCCACUCAAGGUCACAAACAUGUUCUCCUAUGUCUUGUCGUGGUUUGGCAGGUUGGGCAUUUACAGUCAGGCCUAUGGUCCAUCCCAGAUACUGGAUUUCACUACAGCGCUAUGGGUAUCAGAACACACCAUCAGUGUCUUUGCUUUCAUUACUGUUUUAUUACUGUUAUUUAUUUAUUUUUAUAUAUUUAUUUAUUUAGUAUGUAUACAGUGUUCCACCUACACACCGGAAGAAGGAACUGGAUCUCAUUAUAGAUGGUUGUGAGCCACCAUGUGAUUGCUGGGAACUGAACUCAGGUCCUCUGGAGGAGUAGCCAGUGCUCUUAACCCCUGAGCCAUCUCUCCAGCCCUAUUACUGCUAUUUUUACAUGAAGCCACUGUGGAGCUCAGGCUGGCCUGGAACCUUCUUUUAUAUGCCCCUCCCCCCAAUACUGAGAUUAUGAACCCAAUUUGUUCCUCUUUUUUUCUACUCUUUUUUUUUAAGAUUUAUUUUAUCAUUUAUUUAUGUGUAUGUGUGUAGGUAUGUGCACAUGAGUACAGGUGUUCAUGGAAGCCAGGCAAGAGCAUCAGAUUCUCUGGAGCUAAAGUUGCAGGUAGUGAGGACUGUCCAGUGUGGGUGCUGGGAACUGAACUCUGGUCCAUCUUUCCAGUCUUAGAAGGCUGCCUUCUCAGAUAGCCAGCUCUCUAAAUUAAGUAUAACAUCCUGUAUCUGCACAUUGGCCUUCUGGUGACAGGCAGUAUGAGGUCUAAUCUCCCGGGUCCAGUCCCAUUUUUCUGUUCUGUAGAUGACUAGUAAUUUUCAGGCAAACGUUAGACACCAUUUUGAGCUCUUGCUGACCUGGGUUUUUUCGGGGCGGGGAGGUGCCUCCUCUGAGGGAUGCUGCGCCUUGUGCUGGAGUGCUUGGUGCUCACUUUGCUCUCCCUGCAGCUGUGCUCUGUGUUACAGCAGCAUUCCUGUGGUUCUUCUCUAGGACUCUUCCCUAAGCCCUGGCCUUUCCAGGGCUCACUGGCUGCCCAAGGUACUCCCAAAGAAGUCCCACACCAGCUCUUGGGAGCUCUCUCAAGUCAGAGACCUACAUCCCACCACUUUCCAGUGGCUUGCUGUUCAGGGCUCAGGAGAGCACCCAGAACACAUAGCAGACCACUGUUCCCUCCCUUUUGAGCAUGAUUUAAGCAUCUCUGAGCCCUGCCUUGUCAACCCAGCAAGGCAUCAUCACAUCCAGGCCUCUGUGCAGAGACCACAAGGCCCUACUAAUGCUGACCUGUGAGUCCUGUGACUCUUGUCUUGAGGCUCAUGCUUUUUCAUAUUGCUCAAUUUUUAAAAACAGUUGAUUCAUGUAUUUUCAGUUUCAAACUAACCACUUUUCUUUCCUCUUUCUUUGUUUCCUUUUUGGAGACAGGAUCUCUUUGUGUGUGUGUGUUGGGUGUAGAUGUAAUUCUAAACGGUCUUAUUAAAUAAGAAACACAGAGCCAAAUAAAGAGUUAAAAGACCAGAGAUCCAGCAGUAGCCAAGAGCUAAGAUCACCUUAUCUUAUCACUGCUGUCCUUCCCCUGAGAGAGAGACCUUCUUUCUGUGUCCUGUCAUUUUAUUGCCUUUCUGUUCUGCCUUUUCAUUGGCUGUAAACCCAACCACAUGACUUCUUUGUCACUGCCUGUCUAUACAGACCUCCAGGUCUCUAUGGUUGGUACUGGGAUUAAAGGUGUGUGUCUGUCACCACGCUGGCUGUGUCCUUGAACACACAGAGAUUUUGCCUGCCAUAUGAUCGGGAUUAAGGGCGUGUGCUACCACUACCAGACUUCUGCUUAAUGGCUUGCUCUUAGCUCUGAUCCCCAGGCAACUUUAUUAACAUACAAAUAAAAUCACAUUUCAGCACAAAUAAAAUAUCACCAUAGUUGGGGGUGGGGGAGGUUCUCUAUGUAGUCCAGGCUGGCCUUGAACUCACAAUCCUCCUGUCUGCAUCCAGAGUGCUGGGACAGGUAUGUGCCAUCACGCCAGACUCUACCAGUUCUGUCUGGACGAGCAUGUGCACUGAAGAGCUCCCCAACAGUCCCGAGCAUGGCAGACAUGGUGCUGACAGAUUUUGCCCUUUCCCCUUCUCUCUCCCUUGCUAAAAACAGUUAGAUUACAGCACUUGGGAGGCUGAGCCAGGCGGAUCUCUGUGAGUUCGAGGCCAGCCUGGUCUCCAAAUUGAGUUCCAGGAAAGGCGCAAAGCUACACAGAGAAACCCUGUCUCGAAAAACCAAAAAAAAAAACAAAAAAAACAAAAAACAGUUAGAUUACAUUCUAAAGCUAGCCCCAUGGCUACUGACUCAUUCCUGAGUCUAAAUACCAAAGUCCAGCAAUCACAAUUCAUUAUACAGCUAUCCUGGCUGAUCUGUCCAAUCAGGACUUACCAAGUCACCCUAGCACAGACUCCACCUUCUUCUCCCUAAAAAUCCACUCCUGCAAAAAACACCUGCUUCCUGCCUGCUGCUGGCUGUCUGCCUUUGCCCAACCCACAGGCAGCUUCCCACCGCCUUUGCCCUUCCAGGGUAAUAAAUGUCCUUUGAGCUGAGACUUGGUGUCUGGGCGUGUCCUUACUGGCUCUGAGGGGCCGCUCCCUCCCUUGCAAGGACUGUUUCCAGUAUCUAGUAUCCACCAUCGCUGCACACAUUCCUCAUGCUUGGCUAUUUCUGAAUCAAACUGGGGGUUGAUUUACUCCCUACUUACUUACAAACAAUUUUCCAGACAGGUUUCCCUCAUGGGCAGUUCCAAUGGGCAAUAUGCUGUCCUCUUGGUCCUCACGGGGUGGCCAGUGUUAACCUUCAGGUAGCUUUCUCCAGGGAGUGCUCUGCCUCUCCUUCCCAAGAUGAGCACCUUGCCUUCCUCAACCCCUGUUUUCACAGACGCCCCUUUCCCUCUCUGUGGAAGACAGCUGCUGCCCAUGCCUGGCCAAUUGGGAGCCCAGGGUCUCUUGUGGCUCCCAGAAAUGGCCAUGGAUCAGUGACCAUGGCUCUUUCCUAGAUCCAAUUCCCUCCAGAAGGUCAGGGUGUAGCAUGAAUCCUAAAGGAUCUUAUUAAUAAAAACAAACCUGGAGCCAGGUAUUGGGGUGAACGCUGGAAGAUGAGAGAAGCAGAACAAGCCACAGCUUCCUCACCUCGCCAGUUCCUCAGCUGAUCCUGUUUCCUCAAACUGGAAGCCUCUGAGUCCUCAUCCAAAUGACUCUCAGCUGAACUGCUGCUCAAAAGCCUGAGAGCUUAACCAGCCUAGUUUCUGGUCCUCACGCCUUAUAUACCUUUCUGCUUUCUGCCAUCACUCCCUGGGAUUAAAGGCUCACUUCCUGGGAUUAAAGGCGUGUGUCACCAUGCCUGGCCGUUUCCAAUGUGGCCUUGAACUCACAGAAAUCCAGACGGAUUUCUGCCUCUGAAGUGCUAGGAUUAAAGGCAUGUGUGCCACCAUUUUCUGGCCUCUAUAUCUAGUGGCUGUUCUGUUCUCUGACCCCAGAUAAGUUUAUUAGGGUGCAUGAUAUAUUGGGGAACAUAUUAUCACCACAUUAGGGGGGGUCCAAUAAUUCAGGAAACAGGAGGAGCCUCCCACCGGUCCUCUUUUAUGGCUGUCUCCUUGAGCCGUCCUAGGAGUGGUACAGGGCAGAGGCUCAGCUCUGGCAACAUGUCAUAUGUCUGAAACCUCUUUGCUCCUGCAGGGCUGAGACCUUGGCCUGUCUCAGGGUGCCUCUGUGUGAGGCAGGAGACUGGAAGGAUCCAGGGUUAUUGCGAGGGCUGGGAGGAUGCAUGCAGGCUGGCUGUGAGUGUCCUUGUUACUGCAGGGCCAGGGAAGCUCCAGUGAUGAGUGUACAGGCUAGAGAGGAGAGUGGAGUCUUCGGGCUAGCAAGCAGACAAGAUGAACUGGAGACUCAAGGAGCCAUGAGGAUGGAGCAGUGAAGAAGUGGACACAGAUUGUGGGUGGGCAAGGAGCAUGUGCUGGUAAGAGGCACCCAAGAGUGAAGGAGAGAGGAGAUUGGGGUGCUCUUGUGGCUUAUAAAGUACUCCUGAGCACUACCUGGACACCUGUGUGGAGAGAGGUCUAUUUAUGGGCUCAGGACAGGACAGCGUGGCUGGAGGGAGCAGGUUCAAGGACUUCCCUGGAAGUGGGUUCCUGGAGCCCAAGACUGAUAAUAGGUGACCAGGAAGGCCAGGUGUGGACAGUUGGUGUCCUGGUCCCUGAUUUUAGGUAGUCCCAGAGGAAGGUGGACAAAGGUAAGCAGGGGCGGGGGAGAUAAGAGGACCACUGUGAACACCAGACUGAGAUGUGGCCAAGUAUAUGAGGCAGCAGCCUGGAGCUUGGACCUAGAGUCUGAGCCGGAGACCAAGAUCUGGAGUCACAUGCUUCUGCCUCAGCGUCUGAAUCCUGGAAAGCCCCAGGCUGCUGAUCUCUGUCAGCACCUGACUGUACAGCACACUCUAGAUCUCUGUUCUCUUUGCAGCUGCUAGCCUCCCUGCCCAGUCCACCUCCACCAUGACAGCUGGAGCGGAGUCCUCCUUGUUUUCACCCAGCCCAACACUGCUCCGUCUUUGGUGGUUAGCCUCCUCACAUCCUACUUCUCAGCAGUUGCCUCCUGGAUGACCUUAGAGUCUGUUCCUCAGAGCUACUCUUUCCACUCCCCACACAACACACAGCUUUCUCAGUGCAGAGUGUGUCUGUGGUCACUAAUGGCACCUGGCACGCCUCACCAACAGUGGACCCGACGGUCCGAUGUGUGCCCGUAACAGAGAAUGCCCUUCCCUCUACAUCAUCUUCAUCCCUCAGUAUCUCGUUUGUCGUGGACAUCCCAGAGCAGUCUUGAGCACAAAGUCUUGAGGCUUUCAGAAUGGGUUCCCUCACUAGGAAAGCUUGGCAUUGGACGUCACGGUGAAUGAGUGAGAACGUGAGAGUGAUCUCACCUUCCUCUCCCAGAACUGAGAUCAGAACUGCUUCCUCCACUUCACUCCCCAUCCUCCCAACAAGAGAAAGAAGAAAUACUAAGGGGAAAAUUCCAGAUGCUUGAGACUUCCCCGAUGGGGGGGAUGUCAAUGCACCAGGGGGACAGCAGGCAUGGACAGCCCCUGCAGAGGUCAGGCUGGGACUAGGCAAAGUCCUUCAAAGGAUGGCUAGAUGACAGGGAUAGGAUUUGGGGAAAACUUGUGGCUUGGGUCCUCUGUCCCUGUGGAGGUCAGAGCAUGGGUAUCUGUAUCUGUGAUCAGACCUACUGCUGCUUUAGUUCCCCGUCUUCGGUUGGGAGAAGAGCUGUGCUCAGGAUAACCUCCAAAAUCUCUCAGCCUUCCCUGGAUCAGGUGGGCACCCAGCAGGAGACUGGCCACAGGGCCUCCAGGCUUAGAGUCUGGCUAGGACAGCUAAAGAGAUCUUGGGGGUCUUAGUGUACAUGGGGACAGGAGGCAAAAAGCCAGGGAUGUUGGCAACUCUCCAUCUGUCAGGGAAGUAAGGGGCCGAAACCAACAGGUGACAGGCACUAAAGGAUGCUCUAAGGGUGGGGUGGGUAAGACCUGGGUCCAGGCUUUGCUGUCAGGAUUGUCACGGGGGCCUGAACAGAGCUUAUCUGGUGAUGGGCACAGGGUGGCCUGGGUUGAAUGAGUGGCUAGUCACCCCUAGUUUUCAUUCAAGAGGUGGUGAGGUAAUCCUACACAGGUUGGAGAGUUAUAAGGAACAGGAAUGGGUCUCACAGAAGACAUGCUAUUUAGGCCAAGAUCCAUGCAAAUAUCACAUGGCCUUUAUGCUGGCCUCUGGUGGUAGAGGGGCCGAGCAACUGGGCAUUCCCCAUUCAGCUAGGUGCUACAUGGUGUCAGUAACUCCCGUCUCUUACUGUGUCCCAGUUUCCCAAUUUGGUGAUGGUCUCUGAUUGUAUAUCUUCUGGGAACAGUGGCUUUGGAGCCUAGUGGGUUUUUUUGCGGGGCUGUACUGGGUUCAGGGAUCUCAUCAGAAUCCUCUGUCCUCCCCAUCCUGGGGCAUGUCUCUGAGAGCCAGGAGACAUGGAGACAUACCAGCAUCCCAGAGCCUUCUGUGUGUUCUGAGGCACCCGUGAGCUGUAGGGCUUUGGCCAUUUUCUCAGGGUUCACUUGUGGGAUGGGGUACAGGGGCUGCCUCUUCUCUUCGAUAGGAACUCCCACAGUGUUGUGUUGGGCUGCCAGAGCAGGAGCUGGAAGAGUACACUCUACCACAGAGCCUUAGAGCACAAGGUGGGAAUAUGAGUGGUAAGAAUAUUAUGCAGGCACCCAUAAUCUGACCCUGUCUGGCCCCCCACUUCAGAGCCUUAGAGACUGGGAGUGCCAACCUCUUCACCCAGGUGGAGGUCAGCAAAACUCUUUGACCCCAGGCCUGGGAAGCUUCAGCCUGACAGGGCACCUCUGUUCAUGACCAUUUAGAAACACUACUGCCCUAGCUAGCACCAGGCUUUUCCUCUUUGGGUCUCCAACUGUGACCUGAGGAUACUGGUAGCUGUAGUCAUUGUGACCCUUAUCAGUGGAUAGCCUUGCAGGGGAUAUCUGGGCAAUGCUGGCUUACCCCAGUGCCUAUAGCUUGUAGUGCCAGGAACUUUGUAGUGGGGUGUCCCUGUCCUCAUGUCCUGUUUUUACUUCCUGUGACUGGCCACCCUGCACUGUCUACUACAGGUAGAGGCACACAGGUGACUGUGUGGAACAUUGUCUGUAACAUACAGCAGUCUCUUUGGUAUCCCUCUGGGGUAGAAUUCUGGAGGACUGUGGACUAGUGUUCUAGCUAGUUUUAUGUCAACUUGACACAAGCUAGACUCAUCUGAAAGGAGGGAACCUCAACUGAGAAAAUGCCUUCAUAAUAUCUGGGCAUUUUCUUAAUUAGCAAUUGAUGGGGGGAGGGCCCAGCCCAUUGUGGGUGGGGCCAUCCCUGGGCUGGUGGUUCUGAAUUCUCUAAGAAAGCAAGCUGAGCAAGCCAUGGACAAAGAGUCAAUAAGCAGCACCCCUCUAUGGCCUCUGCACCAGCUCCUGCCUCUAGGAUCCUGCCCUGUUUGAGUUCCUGUUCUGACUUCCUCCAGUGAUGAACAGUGAUGUGGAAGUGUAAGCCAAAUAAGCCCUUUCCUUCCUAAGAUGUUUUUGGUCACUGUGUUUCAUCAUAGCAAUAGUAAUCCAAACUAGGACAACUAGUCAGCACCCAGAAAGAGCUGUGGGUGGGUUCGAGCCAGGUGUCUUCUAGGCUGGCCCACAGUGUUCCCCGGAACAGGGUGUGUUUUAGAUAUGGGCAAGACUUGAAUAUGAGGAAAACCAGCCCAGGACUGGGAUGCCAGCAAGCCUAUGAGGAUGGUGACCAAUCUGGUUAGAUGGAAUGAUCACAUGUGGUUAAUUAACGGACAGUAGAGACGAGGGAGCCAACAGCACAGAUCGAAGGAUCUUGAGGAAUUUGAUUUUCUGUGUUCUGUUGGAGUUGCUCAGUCCUCUUUGGAGCCUAGGUCUAUAGUAUGCCCCCACCUCCAGGCUUACUGAGGUUCAUGCUCAAAUAGGGUGGCUCUGGGGCCCAGCAUAUUACUUUGUAGUGAGAAAUCUCACCCACAUCUGCAGAAGGAAAAUAAGACUGUUCUGCCUGUUCCCUCUCAGGGGACAGGUGGGGAAGCCCACAACCUGCCUGAGGAUAAUAAGGAGUCAUGCUUCACCCUUGGAGGAUAAAGGCUGGCUCUUGUUCCUAGGGCCCCAUGUACUCAGAAGUAUGUAGCUUGAGGAACUGGGCAAUGGCAAGUGGUGUUGGGGAAUAUCCCUGACAUGGUAACUGGGAAGUGACUAGAAGCUCCUGGGGCAGGGUUCUGUGAGAAGGGUGUGUUGGGAGGAAGGUCAAUAGAUAAAGUUCUCAGUUGCCAAAGGUUCUGUGUGAAGGGUGUGUUGGGAGGAAGGUCAAUAGAUAAAGUUCUCAGUUGCCUGAGGCUGAGGUUCAGCUGUCAGUCUAUCUGUCAGAAAACUCAAAGUGAGCACCAAGAUAUUUGCAGUGCCCUGGGAGAAAGACAUACUUCCAUGGAGUGUAUAUUCAGGCUGGGACUGUACAAAGGAGAACUUGUUCGUGUUCCUGUACUGCUUCUGUGGCUGAGGCUCCAUCUCAUAUUUUGGGGCGGGCACUCCCAGCACCUCCUACCCCCAUCUACUUGGUGCAGCUCAUCUGUAAAGCUCAGAACCCGACUGCAUUUCUCUUUCAUUUUCACUUUUUGCUGAUGGGCGAGGAGGGUGUGUGUGAGGCCCAGAGCCCAUGGGGCUCCUGGCCUGCAGUGUCUUGAUCAGGAACAUGGAACCUCUGCCAGGAUGGGGGUCUUCACCCUGGAGCCAGGCCCCCACAGCCAACACCUUCAGCCUGGUGUGGUGUGUCUUCCUUUUGAACGUCCUGUGCUGUCUCUCUGUCCAACCCUUAUGCAGAGAAGAGGAGUAUUCUGUGGGGGACGAGUGCUGUCCCAUGUGCAACCCAGGUUACCAUGUGAAGCAAGCCUGCAGUGAGUGGACAGGCACAGUGUGUGCCCCCUGUCCCCCACAGACACACACUGCCCAUGCAAACGGCCUGAGCGAGUGUCUGUCCUGCGGAGUCUGUGAUCCAGACAUGGGCCUAGUGACCUGGCGGGAGUGCUCCAGCCGGGAGGACACUGUGUGCCGCUGCAGUCCAGGCUACUUCUGUGAGACCCAGGAGGGGGACCACUGUUCUACAUGCUUGCCGCACACCACCUGCCCUCGGGGACAGAGGGUCCUGAAGAGAGGUAAUUACAGCCAGGACACUGUAUGUGCUGACUGCCUGAUAGGGACCUUCUCACCUGGAGGGACUCGGGAGGAAUGUCUGCCCUGGACCAAGUGCAAUGCAUUGUUUCAGAAAGAAGUGGAACAUGGGACCAGCAGCACAGAUGUCACCUGCUCCUUCUCGUGGCCUUUCUACGUUAUUUUCAUCCUUUUGGGCCUUUUGGCAGCUGUCUUAAUAGUCUACAUCUACAGUAGAAGAAAAAGGCCACACACCAGACCGGGGGCCCAGGGACUGGAGCUCCUGCAGGGGCAGAAACAAGAGAGCACUGUCAAGUUUCCAGUCACCGAGGUUGGGUUUGCUGUGACUGAGGAGGAGACAGCUUUCAACCCUGUGAAUUCUGGAUGACAAGACACCUAGGAGGCCCUAGAGGGAAACUUCCAUAUGCCUGUGGAGUAUGGCCGCUGCCCUGGGCUGCUCCAGCGCCAGGACAUACAGCAGUGGAGAUGUGGUUUUGGCUCAGAGUCAAGGAGUUUGCUUUGCCAUUCUUACUGUCAAAUGGGGGUCCAGGGGCCUUUUCAUUUUCUCAUCUGCUACCAUGUGCCCCUCCAUCCAAAUCCUGGGAGGUGAUGACCCAAAACCUCCAGUAUCAAUGACAGCUACCAUUGACCCUACUGCCUGGUUCUUCCAAUCAGCUCAGAACAGCUCAGUCUAAACCCUGGGCCUCUGCCUGUCCUUGAUAUGUUAAUCCUAGGCCUGUUCAGCUGGUGGGCUGGUGAGCACUGCCUCCUGGGUCUGGGGUGCACCUAGGGAGACGCCAGGCAAGCGCUUCACCACUGAGCUGUGUCCCAGCACUCUUCUCCCUGUUGUUUUCAGGCAGAGUCGUGUGAAAUUGUCUGGGCCCACUCCGGACUCAUUCUGUGUCUCCAACACGCCUCAAACUUGACCCUCUACCUCAGCCUUUAAAGAAAUUGCAAUUACCUCUGUGGGCCUCCAGGCUGGGCCAAGACCACUUCCUGUUCUCUUCUCUUCUCUUCUCUUUCUCUUCUCUUCUCUUCUCUUCUCUUCUCUUCUCUUCUCUUCUCUUCU
Molecule: messenger RNA, 10608 nt
Organism: Peromyscus californicus insignis
Lineage: Eukaryota; Metazoa; Chordata; Mammalia; Rodentia; Cricetidae
Product: tumor necrosis factor receptor superfamily member 14-like
Exons: 8
Coding region: 9049-9927 (292 amino acids)
Biological process (GO): positive regulation of T cell migration; negative regulation of alpha-beta T cell proliferation; defense response to Gram-negative bacterium
Cellular component (GO): external side of plasma membrane
Molecular function (GO): protein binding
Source: RefSeq, a predicted model, not a curated record